Bombina bombina (fire-bellied toad) is the source of this 3495-nucleotide messenger RNA. RefSeq names its product kazrin-like. The record is from RefSeq and is a predicted model, not a curated record. Bases 179 to 1618 code for a protein of 479 amino acids. The transcript has 9 exons. NCBI's taxonomy places the organism in Eukaryota, Metazoa, Chordata, Amphibia, Anura, Bombinatoridae.
GCUAGCUACAGGAUCUACUAGUACAGCGGCUCUUUGCUCCGCUCUCCCGCAGUGUCGUUCAUUCCUCCAGUGGAGCCGUGCUAGGGACUUGUUUAAUUUGACGAUCUCCUUGGCUCCGGAGCUCUCUCAUCACCAUGCUGCUCUCUGUCCCUUCUCUCCCCAGGCCAAAAUCCUGAAAAUGAUGGAAGACAACAAGCAGCUGGCCCUAAGGAUAGAUGGGGCCAUCCAGUCUGCUAGCCAAGAGGUGACCAACCUGCGGUCCGAACUGACCGCCACCAACAGGAGACUGGCCGAGCUCAACAGCACUGACCCGUCUGUCAUGGAGAACAACCAGCACAACACGCAAGGUUUGGACUAUGGCAAAAUGAAGCUCAGCAGAUCUGGUACCCUACAAAUGCAAGAAAAGUACACAAAUGGCUUGCUGCUGCGAGAAGAGGUGUCACAGCUACAAGAUGAGGUUCACUUGCUCCGACAAAUGAAGGAAAUGCUGGCAAAAGAUCUGGAGGAGUCACAUGAUAGCAGGUCUGCAGAGGUCCUCUCUGUUACUGAGCUAAAGGUGCAGCUGGCACAGAGAGAACAGGAGCUUGCGAGAGCCAAGGAAGCACUGCAGGCAAUGAAGGCAGAUCGAAAGCGUUUAAAGUCAGAAAAAACGGACUUGGCAAGUCAAAUGGAACAGCUAUACACAACGCUAGAAAGUCGGGAGGAGCAAUUGCGUGACUUUAUCAGAAAUUACGAACAGCACAGAAAGGAAAGUGAAGAUGCAGUAAAAGUUUUAGCAAAAGAGAAAGACCUUUUAGAACGAGAGAAGUGGGAGCUACGACGCCAGGCCAAGGAAGCAACAGACCACGCAAGUUCUCUUCGGGCACAGCUGGACUUAAAGGACAACAGAAUUAAGGAGCUUGAAGCUGAAUUAGCAAUGAUAACAAAGUGUGUUGCCCAGAGAAAGGAAUAUCGUGUUUAUGAGCACCUUUCUGAGAAGGAGCCCUCCUACAGAGGGAUAGCGGUAAGAAAUAAGCCUUUAGGGAAAACAACCUUAUUUUCCCUAAUUAUUGUAUCUUUUUCCCCCCCUUUGUUUUGUUUCUCUGUAUGUUUGGCCACUGUUAAAAAGGAGCAAGUUUCAUCUCCAUUUUCCAGUCAAUGUCACAGCAGUAGCUUUAUAGCAACCAUUAUGGGGAACUCACAGUUCCCUGGCAAUGAUGCAGAUGUCUUGGAUUUACUCCUGGGCGGAAGCCAAUUAAUGUCUAGUCUCUGCAAUUUAUAUUCCACAAGUGAACACCUGGCAGACAGUCUUCCUCAGUCAUCAAUCCCUACAUCCAGGGGUGUCAGAGUUAGCCCUUGCCAUUCACGGCAGCCCUCUAUUAUAUCUGAUGCAUCAGCUGCAGAAGGAGAUAGGUCAUCAACACCAAGCGACAUCAAUUCUCCAAGACAUCGAACGCAUUCGCUCUGCAAUUCUUUAGAAGAUCUUGAAGACCAAAAGCGUAAGAAGAAAAAGGAGAAGAUGGGCUUUGGAUCCAUUUCAAGAGUGUUUGCAAGGGGAAAACAGCGAAAAUCUUUAGACCCUGGCCUUUUUGAUGGUACCACACCGGACUAUUACAUAGAGGAGGAUGCAGACUGGUGAUUGGUUGUAGCAUCUGCUUACUCUGUACAUAUACUUGUGAAAGGGCGUAUGUGCCCGUUUUAUCAAACCAUGGAACAAUUGAGCCUUUUUUUGUGUUUGCAUCGCCAAUUCUGUAAUUGCUGUAAAUAUUAGAGAAAGAUGUGUGUGAACCUGUUACUUGUCUUUAUAGCAAUGUAGUUGUAUUGUAAAUUUGUCUUUUUAUUUUAUCUUUUUUUUUUUUAUUAUUAUUAUUAUUAUUAUUAUAGGGGGAAAGUUUGUUUUUUUUUUCUCUAAGAAACUUGAAAAUCUGAUGUGUAUUUGUAAAUAACAAAAUGUGCACUUUGUGCUUGUAGUGUCUGUCUUAAAAAGCUGUUUUCUUGAGCCCUUUGUGUGAUGCAUUCUGUAUUUGAUAUGUUUCAAGCUGUUUUGAGUGACGAUAUCCUGUUCAAGGGGUGUGCCAGCGCUUUGUAAAAAAAAUAAAAUAUAUAUAUAUAGAUAUAUAUAGAUAAAUAUAUAUACUAAAUCUUUAUUCAGGAAUUCUAAAUUGUAUUCCUGGAUGAAGUAUUACCUUUAAUGCCUGCCAGACAGAAACUUUUUUUUUUUUUUUUGUAUUUUUAAUUUAUUUGCAUACAUGCACAAAGUUGUUAUAUCUAAAUUAUAAAGUAAAUGUUGAAGUUAUAUUUUCCUAAAGGAUGAAGGGUAUGUUUAUAUCAUUGUGUUCUCUAGAGCUGCUGCCUCGCCCGGUUCUUUAAUGUAGGUUAUAUAUGGUGGACUCAAAUACAAAUGCAGCGGAACCAAAUUAACUUUAUUAACAAAAACCUGUGUCAAUAUUCACUUGGUCGUGUCUUCCACUAUUCAACUUAUACCAUAUCCACAGUAUUUAUGAACUAGUAACUUAUGUUUUGUGGAUUGUUAGGAAUCAGUAUAUCUAAAUGCUUACUAAUGAACAUUUUUAACUAUUUUGUUGCCAAGUGGCUACAAAAUUCAUCACAUGAUGUUUUAACCUUAUAACAAAUCUUUUAAACUGUUUGCAGUCCAUAAUUCAGCCAUGACCUGAUAAUGAAUUAGGGAAGGUUGUAUAUAUUUUUAACAAUGUAAAUAAUAACCUGGAUAUAUAUAUAUAUAUAUCAAAGUUAACAGUUGCAAAAAAAAUGUAAUCUUGGGUACCUUUUCUUCUGCAAUUUCCAUUAAAAUGCAGCAAUGUUUGGUCAUGCAGAGUAGACUGGCAGUGGCAUAAAAAGAUCUUUUAUUUGGGCAUUUUUUUAAUCAAAGUACUCUCUGUGCAAGUGACUGUAAGUCUAGCUUUUUCAGACAGCUGGGGUUGCAAGUAGCCAGCUCUGUGCUUCUCAGUUUCGACUAAUGUGGUACAUAAAUGCUGCAGUACAAUUUGCUUUAUCCUUAAAAUACUGAAUGUCAAAAUCUGAAACUGUAAAUGAACAUUUGAUAAUGUAGAUGGUAUUUUUUUUUCUCAGUUUAGUGUACCCUAUUUAAAGGGAUAUUUAGUCUUAAACAUCUAAAUGUUUUUUCUUGUUAACAUGAAUAUUUUCACUGGCAAACAGUGGCUUAACAACUCAACUGCAUUUUAAAGGGAUUAGUCUGAUGACAAAAAAAAGGCAUAUUUGCUUUUUCAUAGUCAGACAAAUGUUUUUUAAAGCUUUUUUUUUUUCUUGUGUUUUAUUUUUUUAUAAAAAGCUCAUUGUUAUUUAGUACUUUUCAUUACAUGCUAGGAAAUAAUUCUAAAAAAUUACUAAGAUGGUCUAUUUAUGAGAACGAUAAUAAGUAGUUUAAUUGAUUGGUAACACUAGUUUUAAUAAUUAUGCCCACACAUGUGUGGAUGGAUUCUAAAGGCAUGGAGGCAAAUACAAAAAAAAUAAAAUAAAGCUUAUUUUAAAAUAAAA